Drosophila albomicans is the source of this 4467-nucleotide messenger RNA. RefSeq names its product scavenger receptor class B member 1. Bases 1572 to 3347 code for a protein of 591 amino acids. Gene Ontology annotation, molecular function: scavenger receptor activity. NCBI's taxonomy places the organism in Eukaryota, Metazoa, Arthropoda, Insecta, Diptera, Drosophilidae. The transcript has 7 exons. Gene Ontology annotation, cellular component: cytoplasm; membrane. The record is from RefSeq and is a predicted model, not a curated record.
GCAGCAGCGACAGUGAAUGCGUUGCGCGCGUCGUAGUAAUAACUUGUUUCCUGGGCAGAACGCAACAACGGGCAACGCGUGUUCCAGUUUCAAACGUACCCCAAAUACGACGGACAAACAAAAACAAGAACUUUGUACAUAUAUCGAGAACUGAAACGAAACGAUUAGAAAAAUAGAGAAACAAAACGAAAUCUAAUCGCGGGGUGCGCAGUAAUCGCGGUGCGGUAUUUUUGAUAAUAAGUGCGUACUCGGCUGCUGCUGCUAAUCGUAAUCCGUUAUCCGUUAAUCGCCAGCAGUGGGCCAAAAGGAGAAGACGAGACUAAUAUGUAGUUAGUACUUGCUAUCCGUGUGUGGGCUUUUCAUAGUGAUUGUAUGUGGUGCGUGAUCAAUUAAUCGAGUGGAAAGCCAGCAACAACAACAGUUGUUGUUGUAACGAGUCAAACGGAAAACCAGCUUGUCUCGCUCAUUAAAACAAUAACAAGAAAAACAACAACAACAAGAAAAACAACAACAACCAUAAAGAGAGUAGCAACAACAGCGAUCAGCAGGCAGGCAAGCAACAAACGAAAUAGCGUCGAAAACAAAGAAGCCAAGUGUGGGGGAAACAAAGAACGCGAGCACAAGGCAGCAGUAACAAAACGGAAAGCAAAGACUGGAGCUACAACAAAAAAUACAACAAGCAGAGCAAUCACAGCAGCAACAAGUACAAGCACGAACACGAACAACAAGCGAGCAUAACAACAAAAACCAGAACGCACAAGUUUCUAUCAACUACUGGAAGCGACUACAACUCCUUUGUGACGCAGUGGAAUAAAUAGCAAAUUAAAUAGUUAUAGACGUCGCAAACCUAAAUUAUCAUACACAACAAGCUCACAUUUUUGUGACUUUUUUUUGUGCGCAUUCAGCGUAAACGGCGACAAAUUAUUAAUUAAGACGCCAAAUGUUUGCUUGUCGUCUCCACAAACUGCAAGCCAGAGCGAGAGCGAGAUCAUCAAAUUUACAAAAAAAGAAAACAAAAACAAAUCACAUCAACAAACAGCAAGUGCAAGCGAGAGGCAACUAAAAAACGAAGAGAGCGUGAUUUGUAUUUUGAGAGAACUGUGUUCACAGACUGCACUAGUGUUUCAUUUCCAUUACGUUGCGCACAACGUAAACAGCUGUGAGCUGCUUAGCCGAGACGUCGACGUCGCUGUUGCUGCGCGCCGUUUUUGCUUGAUAAGCUUUUUAUGCUGCUUUUUGUUUUGUUGUUUUGUCGCUUGUUCAAGUGCAUGCCAUCAUCAACUCGAUCUUCGAUUAGGUCUGCCUGCCUCUCUUACACAUAGUCGCGCUCUUUUGAAUGCUGGCGCAUGCUUGCCAACAUCUUCCGCCAGCCGCAGGCCGUGUCAUUGUGUUAUCAGUCAAUGCCAUUCUGAAAUUUGCUGCAGCGACAACUAAAAACUUUAUAGCAGCCAGACGACUGUCAACAACAACAACUAAAACAGCACUGCAGGCGGCAGAAGCUACUCGACACCCACACAAGCGAUCCAUCGUUUUGCAAAUUUCAAUACUCAAUCACACAUAAAAGCGAGAUAAUGUCGCAUGCCACAAGCCAUGAUGUGGCACAACAGCUGCCGCAUCACGAGGAUCUCACGGCACAAAAUAACAAAUCAAAGUCCAACACACUGAACUCGCAACAUCACAAUGGCCUCGCUUACAGCAGCAACGUCAACAGCAGCAGCCCAGAGAAACUCACGGUGCUGGACAUGAUACUCGAUGCCCUGGGAAUGCGUAAUCUAACGUCCAAGGAUAUUGGGACACUGAUAAUGUUGGGCUUCAUGUUCUUGCUGUUUGUGAUAAGCGUAACCGGGUUCUUUGUAAUGUGGUUCACCGAAUACUACAACAACACCAUGCUCCAGAAAAUAAUACUCGCUGAGAAUUCAGAGCGCGCCAAGAGCUGGCUGAAUCCCGGACCCGAUACAGACACAGUGCUCAAGGCGCACAUAUUCAACUACACGAACAUCGAGGAUUAUCUUGCAGGGCGGGCGGAUAAGAUACAUGUGGAGGAUCUGGGUCCACUCACCUAUCAGGAGCACACGGUCAAGGAUCAAGUAUCGUUCAACAAAAAUCACACUGUCACCUUUAGGGAUCGCAAAUCCUACAAACUUCUGCCGGAAAAAUCGACGCUGCGGGAAGACGAUAUCGUGUUGGUGCCGAAUGUGCCGCUGCUUUCCGCUGCGGUACAUGUGAAACGUUUUCCUGCGUUUAAACGCCUGGGUGUCAACGGCCUCAUUUCGUUUUACAGAGAGCCGGUCUUCAAACGUCUGACUGCCUUCGAGUAUCUCUGGGGCUACAAGGAUAAGAUCAUAAGUCUCGAGUCGCUUGGCGGCGGCAAUAAAACGCACUUUGGGUUGCUUAGAACUCGAAAUGGCACCAGCGUGGACUCGGUGCAGUUGAAUACUGGCGAGGAUGAUAUCAACAAAUUCAGUCUCAUUACACAGUUCAAUGGCAAGCCGCAGCUGGACUUUUGGGAGGGCGACGAAUGCAAUCGCAUCGAUGGCAGCGAACCGUCAAUGUUCUCGCCAACUCUGCUGCAGGAACGCAGCACAGUGCACGUCUUUUUGCAGGUGCUGUGCCGCAAGGUGCCGCUGCACUUUGAGAAAGAGGAAACCAUCUUCAACAACAUCGAUGUGCUGCGUUACCGGACUCCGCUUGAUGUCUUUGCUCAUCCAUCGGAGAAUCCAGCGAAUGAAUGCUAUUGCCGCAACACGGAUCUUUGUCUGCCCAGCGGGGUCAUCAAUGCCACCAAGUGCUACGAUGAUUCACCCAUCUUUCCAUCGUUUCCACACUUUUUCUCCGGUGAUCCCGUGAUCUACAAGGACUUUGAGGGCAUUAAACCCGAUGCAGAUCUACAUCAAACUUAUGCCGAUAUACAUCCACGCUUUGGGUUUCCCAUCAGCGGUGCAUCGCGCGUCCAAAUCAACAUUAUGCUGGACAAGACGCCACUAUUGCUCAAUCAAGCGAAUCGCAUUCAGAAUGCCACCAUCUUGCCUUUGAUUUGGAUCGAGAUAACCGCUGGUGACUUCGAUGACGACGUGCUGCACACGCUUUACAUCAGCACAUUUGGCUUAGAUGCCAUACAACUAGCACUUAAGUAUGGCACUCUGCUGGUCUCGGUCACCACAUUCAGUUUGAUAGUGGCCAGCGUUUACUAUUUGAAUAGUAAACGUGAGGAGCAGCAGCUGCAGCAUAGCAAAUCAUCAGCUGAGCUGGAGGCACUCAAUGGAGGACUCGAAGCCAAUGGCAGCGUUGUUGUGGUGCAAGUCCAUGUGCCACACACUGUUGGUGGCCAUCCGCAUCGAGGCGAGUAGUAGUGCCAUCAAACAUAAGACAUACAGGGGGGUGUUACCACGGGGGGUUGGGCAGCAUGCAAUAAACAUAAAUGCCAAGUCUAGACAAAACACAUUAGGGUGCCUUAAAAAAAAACAAAGAGAUUUUCGAAUUUGUCACGAUGUAGCUUAGCAUAUUAUUAGCCUAGAACAAACAAAUGUAGUGUUAACUAAUUGUAUAUAUGUGUAAUAUAUGUAUAAAGACUCAAACAAUGUUCAAUAUGCCAUAAGUACCUAGUAAAGAAUAAAACUUAUAAAUACAAAUUUUAAAACUUGAAUUUGCUUGCAAAUUGACAGUUGAAAAAUGAUCGCUGACAAUAGCUGAAAGGCACAACGGCUUUUAUCGAUAAAAGUCACAGCAUUGAUAUAAACAAUGUGACCGCUGUUGGAAUAUAACACACUUUUUACUCCAAGAAACUCUGAAUGAAUUGUUUUUUACAUUUUUAAACAAAGUAAAUAAUAGAAAAGAUAAACUGUGGACUACUUUACUUUGUGUCCACCACACAAAAGACAAAUUUCGUCAGAACAAAAAACUGUGAUGUGCCGAAUUUGGUAUAUUUUUCAAAGCGACGCGGUAUAUUUGGAGCUUUUCAGCUAACGGUCACGCUGAUCGUCAAAGCGAUUGCAACGGAUUUAUUCAAAAACAAAAAUUCAAUAAUAUGAAAUUUGUUAUAGCAAAUAUUUAUUGUUUCUAAACAAAACGAAAUUCGUAUAUUAGUUGUUUGUUCAACAUUUGAUUGUUUUAUAAACCUUUUAGUUAUUAAAUGCAUGUAUUUAUUAAUGUACUUCGAUUCGAGAAUCGAUUGUGUUUGUAUAUUGCAUGAUUGGUUUGAUGUUUGUUGUGGAGGGAGGGAAAUUGAAUUUGAGUUGGAAAAGUUAAUACGCGUAUUGGUUGUAGUUUUGUUUUUAUGUAUGUAUAAUUAUUAUUUUGUUUUGCGUUUUGUUUUUAAGUUUUUAAUUAAGUAUAAUAGUUUAUAUAAAAAAUAACAGAGAAAUUAUAUAAAAGAAACAUUAAAAUAUAAUCGUUUAUUUUCUUGUUUUUUUUUGUUGUUGCUGGUUUUUCAUCCUUUUUGUUGUUGUUGGUUGCUUUAAUAAUUAACGC